Molecule: messenger RNA, 2679 nt
Organism: Seriola aureovittata
Lineage: Eukaryota; Metazoa; Chordata; Actinopteri; Carangiformes; Carangidae
Gene: asb2a.2
Product: ankyrin repeat and SOCS box containing 2a, tandem duplicate 2
Exons: 10
Coding region: 513-2441 (642 amino acids)
Biological process (GO): intracellular signal transduction
Molecular function (GO): protein binding
Source: RefSeq, a predicted model, not a curated record
GGAGGCUAUAACCAGCUCACUGGACCGGAACCGGGCUGAAACUGGACCAGAACCGGAUGAUCGGCAGCGCUAGGCGGGUAAGCUGUAGGCUAAGGCCCGCACUGCAGCAGCUGAAGCGGUUACCAUGGAUACGGGUGGUGACCAACAGAUCUACCGCCACUUCUCUGGGACAGAAACAGAAGAUUUUUGCUGGAAACUGAGACAGGACUGACUCCUGAUUGGACCUUUUCACAGAUCAGAUCAACAGCUCUAAGUCCGUUUGAAUACUUUGGCCUCCGGACAGAGAAAAGAAACACCACUGACCUCCAUGGCUUCCAGUUACAUUCACCAGCAUGUUCAGCCAAAAUCCAAAGAGGUCGACUCAAAUAACCUGCAGCACUUAUUUGUCCCAGUAACUGUAAGUUUAAUGGGGAAACUCUGUUGCUGAGAGUCUGAGAGACUUCUUAGUCCAGAACCAAACUGACUGGACCUCUUCUGAACGGCUGAUUCUAUCUCCACCCAUAAAAUCCAACAUGGCCGUCUCUGAUCUGGAGGACUACGAUGUUUACAGUCACCUAUCAGAUGAAGAGCUGCUGCAGAUUGCUGUAGAGAGAAGCCUUGCUGACAUCCACCGUCCUCCAGGUUCUGACCAGAUCACAUCAUCAUCAUCAUCAGCCUCAGCCCCUGCUGCCCCGGCUGUCCUGGCUACCCCAACCCAAACAAACCCAAAUCCAAGACAGAGACAUGACCCCCCCAGGAACCUGUACUACGUACCUCACUUGCAACCUCCACCUUCAGACCCCCCAGAGGUCCCAAACUGUGCAAACCCCCCAACAGCCCUGUCGCAGUUUCUCUACAAGGGCUUCAAGAGAGAGGUCAGUCCUUUGCAGGCUCUGAUUAUGAAUGGAGAUGCUGAGGCUCUGAUGGAUUUGGUCAGAUGCAGGUCCAGCAGUCUGACAGACCCAGAUGAUGAAGGCUGGAUGGCUCUUCAUGAAGCUGCUUUUUAUGGCCAGAUACAGUGUGUCCGGAUCCUGGUCAGAGCUCAUCCCGAUUCAGUCAACAAAUGCAAUUUGAAGAAUCAGACCGCUCUGCCCCUGGCUGCCGAGCGUGGAAAUGUUUCCUGUGUCGACUUUCUCCUGAAGCACGGAGCCGACCCAAACAUCGCCAAUAAGGACCAAGAAACACCGUUGUUCACAGCCUGCCAGCAUCUGAAAGUAGCCAUUGUAGACCUGCUGCUGAAGUCUGGAGCUCAGGUAAAUCGCUGCUGCAGUCAGGGAUUAAGUGCCCUUCAUGAAGCCUGCAGACACGGAUGUCUGGAGCUCUGCAGGUUGUUGCUGGAGGCCGGAGCCAGUCUACAAACCAAAAACAUCUACGGCAUCCAACCGUUCUUCACUGCCGCGCAGCACGGACACGUCGACGUCAUCCACCUGCUCGUAAAAAAUGGUGCAGAUAUAAAUGGACAGGCGGGAGAUGGAGCUUCGCCGCUGUACGAAGCCUGUAAGAACGGUCACGUUUCAGCUGUGGAGGCGCUACUCUCUCUGAGAGCUGACACCAACAGAUCCACCAAGUCCGGGCUGCUGCCUCUCCAUGUGGCCGUUCAGAACAAUCACAUACGAAUCGUGUCUUUGCUGAUCCCAGUCACCAGCAGUGUCAGAGUUCGGCGCAGCGGUAUCAGUCCUCUGCACAUCGCCGCAGAGAGGGACAGGGACGACAUCAUGGAGCUGCUGAUCAAGUCCGGCUUCAACGUCAACGCCAAGCUGUCGGAGGAACGCUCCAUGAUGUACAAGGACCGGCGGAGUACGCCACUCUACUUCUCCAUCUACAAUGGGAACCUGGAGGCUGCCGAGAUGCUGCUGGAGGCCGGAGCCGACCCCAACCUGGACAUCUUCAACCCGCUGCUCAUCGCCGUCCGGCUCGGCCGGAUGGACAUGACAAUGUUGCUGCUGAAGUACGGUGCCGACGUUAAUGCCCAGAUCUCCACGCAGCCGUCCUCCUUCCCGUCUGCCUUGCUGCUCAACAUGGAGUGUCUGCCAAUGCUCAAACUGUUGCUGGACCAUGGCUGUGAUGCCCGGCCCUGCUUCGACUGCCCAUACGGCCACAAACCACAUCCCUCUGAAGACAUGCAGGUCAACAGACAUGAGCCGGCAAGGCGCCAAAUUCAGUUCUGUGAAGCCGUCUCCAGCACGUCUUUCUAUCGUGUCACUGGUCCAAUCAUCUCGAUGCUCUUGGACUAUGUUAGUCACGUCCGUCUCUGCUCUCGUCUCCUCGAGGUUCUGGAUAGUCACAGUGGCUGGGCGCCGAUCAAACUGAAAGCUCUUCCUCCUCACCCUCUGAUGCAGCUCUGCAGGCUGAAGAUCAGACGUCUGGUCGGAGUCCGUCGACUCAAACUGCUCCACACCCUGCCGCUUCCUGCCAGACUCAUCCGCUUUCUGCACUAUGACAUCCAAUACUCACUCACAUGAAGCCACCUGACUCACAUGAAGUGUAUGUUAACUUUACACAUAUUAACAUCAGAACAAAUUCUAUGUGCAAAUUAUACGUGUUGGUGUUUUUAACUGUGACCUUUGAUCUGAGUCAAACACCGUGUGUCUGUUAAAUAUAUAUUAUAUAGUCUGUUAUAGUAUACAGUGUGAUAUAUAUAUAUGUGUAUAUAUAUAUAUAUAUAUAUAUAUGUAUGAAAUAAAAAUAUGUAUGAACUCA